CCACGCCCUUCUCUGUGACUCCACCUUCGGCCUCUCCUGUGUUUUCCAGUGAUGGUGUCCUCAGGGCAUCAGAACUUCGCGUCACAGCUGGGGUCUGGCUUCGAGGUCCUUGAUGGGAGAGCAUGAACAGGUGGUAUGUGUGACCCUCUUUUGGCCGGCCUACCCCGAGACCCUGACUACUGUGUAUCUCACUUCUGCCUACAUCCCUCACUGUCUGUCACAUGUUGGCCUGACAACGAGCAGGAGCAGGGGUCCUCCUCAGAGAAGGCUUUGGACUGUAUGACCCACUUCUCCAGGAGCUUGGAAUCUGAGGGUGUGAGCACUGCUUCGGAACAGGCAGCAAGGAGGAGUGUGGGCUGGUCGGCGGAGUGGGACUCAGAACCUCAGCCUCAUGAGGGCCCAGCCUGCCCCAACUCAGACCAGCACAAGGAGCAUUGUCAUGACCAAGACCUUGUGAGGAGGAGUCACAACCCAGCCAAGAAGUGUCUGGAGCCCUGCUCUUCUAAAGUAAAAGUUAAGAACAACAUGCUUAUCCCUGACUCUCAGAAGCUCUUGCGGUGUGAACUGGACUCUCUCAGGUCCCAGCUGCAGGCUCAGACUAAGGCUUUCGAGUUCCUGAACCACUCUGUGACCAUGCUGGAGAAGGAGAGCUGCCUACAACAGAUCAAGAUCCAGCAGCUUGAAGAAGCGCUGAGGCCCCUGAGCCGCCAGGGAGAGAAGGGGAGCUGUAAGUGGAGCAAGGAACAAUGUCGGCAGCAGGAUCUGUACGGGGUCCUGGCCCAGGGGCUGCAGGGGCUGCAGAAGACAAUGAAGGAAGGUGAGGAGCUGCAACAGGCCCGGACCACUCGCUGCCUGCAGCUGUUGGCCCAGGAGAUCCGGGACAGCAAGAAGUUCCUGUGGGAGGAACUGGAGCUGGUGCGGGAGGAGGUGACUUUCAUCUAUCAGAAGCUCCAAGCCCAGGAGGAUGAGAUCUCAGAGAACCUCUUGCAUAUCCAGAAGAUGCAGAAAACACAGGUGAAGUGCCGCAAGGUGCUGACCAAGAUGAAGCAGCAGGUGUAUGAGCCGUCUCCGUGGCCAGAGAGUGAGGAGGUGCUGGCAGAAGGCAGUGGCUGCUGGAGGGAGGAGCUACAGAAGGAGCUGAGAGACAUAUGGUCUGCUGUCCACAGCCUGCAGAACUCUAUUGACAGUCUUGCCUUGUCCAUGGGUACCAGCCCCAGAGCCUCCAGCGUCAGGGGCCGCAAGGGACAACAGUGCAUGAGUUCUCAGUGGCCCUCCUGGGACUCUGAUUCUGACUGGGAGAGACCUUUCAGCAAGAUUGGAUCCUAUGCUCCCGCUUGAGCAGCUGGGACUGCUUGCCCUGAAGACCCCUCCAGAGAGAAAAUAAACUAGCAGAGACCUUCCUCCACUCUGGACUUUUGCAUCUGCUGGUUCAGGAGUCUGUGGUCCUCCCCACGCCUCCCCCAGAUAACUCCUGGGUGUCUCAGAGGGCUCAGAGACUCAGCACUUUUGAGGAUAUGUGGGUCUAGAUAGGACAGUGAGACAAGACUUAGGGUGUGUUAGUUGGGCAUACGAUCCCAGCGCUUGGGAGGCAGGUGGGAGCAGGCAUGCCAGUUCACAGUUAACAAAGCAAGUAUGAGACCAGCCCGGCGGACCAACUAAAUGGCUCAGUGGGUAACAGCAUUUGCCACCAAGUCUAAAGACCUGAGUCUGAUGUCAGGAACCCUCAUGGUGGUAAAGAACCAAUUCAUGUUGGUUGUCUUCCAACCUAUAAAUGCAUAUAAAACAUUUCACACACCCCAAUAAA
Messenger RNA from Meriones unguiculatus (Mongolian gerbil), 1804 nucleotides. RefSeq names its product coiled-coil domain containing 159 (gene Ccdc159). The coding region runs from base 136 to 1338 and encodes 400 amino acids. The record is from RefSeq and is a predicted model, not a curated record. NCBI's taxonomy places the organism in Eukaryota, Metazoa, Chordata, Mammalia, Rodentia, Muridae. The transcript is spliced from 13 exons.